Megalops cyprinoides (Indo-Pacific tarpon) is the source of this 3969-nucleotide messenger RNA. It is a transcript of the gene ldah, whose product is annotated as lipid droplet associated hydrolase. Gene Ontology annotation, cellular component: lipid droplet. The record is from RefSeq and is a predicted model, not a curated record. Bases 433 to 1599 code for a protein of 388 amino acids. Gene Ontology annotation, biological process: lipid storage. The transcript is spliced from 7 exons. Lineage: Eukaryota; Metazoa; Chordata; Actinopteri; Elopiformes; Megalopidae. Gene Ontology annotation, molecular function: lipase activity.
UGUGACAUAGGUUAGAAAAUUUAGAGUGGCUGGCUAAAUCAUAAAUGUUAAGUUUGGCGGUAUUUUGUAUUUUUUGUAUUUUGUAAGUGCAUCAGUAAGGUCUUGUUUCACUCUACGAACAUAGCUGCGGAGGUUUUUUUACGCAAAAGUGUGCGGCAAGUGAAAAUAUAAUUACUACUUUUUGUAUGAAUAGCUAGCGUUAGCAAGCUAGCCAGGUGACUGUCAUCGAUUAGCUGCUCCACUUUGCGGGUAGCCUACCAGCCAAUGUUGAAAAUACGGCUUUUCAGAGUUGAUCAUUGAGCCUCUGUCAGGUUAUCAGGCUAGCUAAUUAGCUAGUGACAGCUACUUAACUUAAAAACACACGCGCAUUGCUGUAGCCAACAGCCUGUUGUCCCCUUUUUGUCCUGUCCAUCAUACGCUUGUUACCUGUGUAUGUCUAGGCAGCUUUGCUGUAAUAUUAGAGUAGUUUGUGGACUCUGCACCUGCCACGUUCCAGGUCCUGCUCACAGUAGCUACAGAACAGCCCACCUUUCAUACUCGAAGAAAAUAUCAAAGCCAUUUGGAUCGUUUCGCAUCUUCCUCAAACGAAUAAAGCGGAUCUGCUUCCACAAAACAGCUCCUGAGAUGGGAUCCCCCGAUGCAGAGGACAGAGGCGAGGUGUUCGAGGAGCACAUAUACUGCUCCGGUGCACUCACAGAGGUGCUCAAAUUCGGGGCCCGGGACCUGCAUCCCAUCAGCAGGCACCACAGUCCUCCCAGAGUGCUUUUCCUCGUCAUUCCAGGUAACCCGGGUGUGGUGGGCUUCUACAAGACCUUCAUGCAGGCCAUCCAUGAGGGGUUUGACAGACGCUUCCCCGUGUGGGCUGUGAGCCACGCGGGACACUGUGUACCCCCAGACAGGAUGGGCAUGACAGCAGAUGCCUUCAUGGAUGUAGAGGACGUGUUUGGGCUGAACGGGCAGGUGGAGCACAAGCUGACCUUCCUAAGAGAGCAUGUGCCCCGCGACACCAAGCUGGUGUUGAUUGGCCACUCCAUCGGGUGUUACAUCAUCUUAGAGCUGAUGAGGAGGCAGCCGGAGCUUCAGGUGGUGAAGUCCCUGCUGCUGUUCCCCACCAUCGAGCGCAUGGCCGAGUCUCCGCAGGGCAAGGUGAUGACGCCGGUGCUGUGCAGGCUGCGCUGCGUGGCCUACCUGCCCAUCCUGCUGCUCUCCCUGCUGCCCCACUGCCUGAAGGCGGCCAUGGUGAGGCUGGCGCUGCGGGGCCUGCGCUCCCUCGACCCCUCCAUUAUCCCCGCCACCGUCAGCCUGAUCAACGUGCACUGCGCCGCUAAUGCCAUGUACAUGGGGAGUCAAGAGAUGGUGCAGGUCCUGGACAGAGACAACUCGACCAUCCAUCAAAAUCUGGAUAAGCUGAUAUUUUACUAUGGAGCCUGCGACCAUUGGUGCCCAGUGCAGUACUACCAUGACAUUAAGAAGGAGUUCCCGGACGGAAACAUCCAGCUCUGUAAAAGGGGCAUCCGCCACGCAUUUGUUCUGGACGCAGGGGAAGAGAUGGCCUCCAUGAUUGUCGACUGGGUCCACUCCGACCUGGAGAAGUUAUAGCAUGGGACUCCGCUGGUGUCUACGCUGCGCUGAGGAUUAUGGAAGGCAUCUCCAUCUGGUGCUGCGUGGAGGAACAAAACCGUUACUCAGUCUGAGGCGCGAUCUUUCUCUUUCUCAGGAGGAAAGAAAAAAACAUUCAGCAAAAAGGUUUUCCAUACAUAUAAUUUUACAUUGACAGUUUAACUAUGUGUAACACGCACAUCAUUUCAGUAAAGGAUUUGAUUCCUAGGUAGCCCAGAAUUCUUGUAGGCCCUAAACAGGCCUAAAUUGUUUUAGUUAAUAUCUGUCUGUAAGAACUGAUAUGUAAAAAAUGUUAGCUAUGUAAUCACUUGGUACAAGAGUGUCUCCUAAGAUAAGAAAUUAAAUAAUCUAUUGUAAUGGUUACCAUUAAUAUGAAAUAAUACACUGGCAACAGAGAAAGGAGAAUGAUGUAGUUAUGCAUUUUUCUGAUGCAGUUGGCAACAAAUUUAAUUGUGAACACAACUGACAUUCCAAAAUUUUGAUUGUGAUCCAAACUUCAGUGUGAUUUUAAGCAUUGUUAUACGGUGAAAAGUUUUAGCUUUAAAGUAUGCAUUAUUAAUAUUGUGAAUAUCCCAAUCAUAUUUUCCUUUCGGGACCUGACUAUAGCUGCCUCAAUUAAUUCAUCAAAAUUUUCUUUUUUUAACAUCCUUGAAUAGUACAAAAAAUGUUAUUCGCUCAUUAUAUAUUUUAGCGGGUCCGAUGUUUGCAUCAGUAAUUAGAGAUCUCAAAAAGCACAUACAGUUAAUUUCGAAGACACAGAAUUUUGUCCCCCUCUGAAACACUAAGCAGGUCCAGUAAACAUUCAGAUCAUACACAGUAAGCUGAAAUCCUUUCCCUGUGAUUAGGAAAUGUUUGGAAAUCAUUAACAGACAUGUGUAAAACUACCAGUGGGCAGAUGGAGCAUUAAGCCCUCCUGGUGAAGCUCUGCCGUGUCCUCUGCUGCUGUUGGAAGCAACAUGGAGGCACUCAGCUUUGACCAAGUCCGAGUUCACAGAGAAAUCUGUGCGUCGACGCACAGAGGAACGUUGUGGCGCUGACAGAGGAAUCCGCAUGCACUGGCUGCACACGCUCACACUCCCACCUCUGACCUCUGACCUUUGACCCCACACACCCUUCUAGGGGUUGGGCCCUGGCCACUGGUGAUGUAAGAGGUAGCUGACCUAGCCCUCGUAAAAACUUUCCUGGAGUGUCUUUAGAUCGUCUGCAUGCCUUCCUGGAUGCCUUCCGAACAGCACGGUUCUGUUACCGGUCUGCUGUUUGUUAUCUCUAUAGAUGGCCACAUAUAGAGAUGACAUGGUCUCACAGAAUGUUACCCUAAUGGCCAAUGGGAAGGUUAAGGGUUUGAUCCAGUGAGAGAGUUGCUUUUACAGGCGUGGUUGUGGACAUUGGGCCUGGUUUGUGGGUGGAAAGAGUCUUACGGGGCAAGAGGGAUAAAGACACAUCCUCAAUAUCUGAAUCUUCCAAGCUACACAUGUUUCUUUGAUAUAUCCCAUACUGUCAUCCUGCGGGACAGUGUUCUCUGUGUGAACCCAGUGUGUAUGGGUGGAAGGCAGGAAGAAAAACCCCUCAGAAUACAGCAGACCAAAAAAAAAGAACAGCAACAACAUACAGGGCUGGUGUGAUCAGUGAUGGAGGAUGCUGAUGGAGGGGGUAACCUGUUGUAAGUGUUGUUGCAAUGUUUUUGACACAUGCAGUUACGCCACUUUUCUGCUCAGUCCUAUCCAGGUGCACUUAAUCAUGACCAAGCUAAAGACACGCUUUGAACAUAAGAGCUACUGUAGGUGAGAGUUUGUUGAGAGCCAGUCACUCCGGUUACAGUGGGAUACCUAGUACUGGAUGUGGCCAGGGCACAGUUUUAUUACAAUGGGUAGAAGAAGGCAUGUUUGUGGACCAGAUGAAGGAGGUAGUAACAUGGCCUGGUGCCAAAUAAAUGGUGCGGACUCCAAAGAGAACAUGCCUUUCUGUAAACACUGUUGAGUAAACAGUGAACAUGUCCAACCAGACGGAGACAUAGCUAGCUAUCUUUUAGCAAAUACCAGGGUGCUAGGUUUUUUUUUGUUUGUUUUUUAGCUGACUAGCUAGCAGUUGUACUGGUUCCUAACUGGCUGUAACCAACUUACUCUAAGGAAAGAAUGCAGCUUUAGUAGAUGGUCCUGUCUACUGGCGUUGCCACCCCAUCGGUUAUCCUGAUUUACGCAAGCAGAGUAAAAUGUCAGAUCACAAAGGAAAGUUUUAUGAAUGACUUAUGUGUCCCUUUUGAUAUUAAUACAGGGACUGUAACAAACCUUGUGUAGGGGAUUGCUCCAGAUGGUAGACUUGCAUUGUUACAAUACAGAUAUUUCAAAAUAA